AGACCUACAAAUCAGCCAAAGAAGCCUUUUGAAGUAGUCGUUACACACGUUAGAUUAGGAAGCUCGCUAGACCUAGCACACUGAGGUGUCUUUGUGCUUCUGUUGAUGUAAUUGUUUUCACAGUAGCUGCUCUAAUUUGUUGGUUUUUCUUUUUCUAGUUGUCAUUAUAUUUUUCCAAGAAAAUGACGGACUUUCUCGGAUGGGAAAAGAAAGCAAAGCAGCUUGUCGAAGCCUGCAAAGACGAAGAAGAGCAGGAGAAGGAGGCCGCUGACUUGGCCCUAGGCUUGGACGGUGGAAAGACUGUAGAGGGUCCUCCUGUUGCGGCUGCGAAGCAGCAAUUAGACGAUUUCAAGACGAAAUCGGAAGAGCGGAAAAACCUCAUCGACCGCUUGUCUGGGACUGAGGUCUUGCUCGUUGGUGUGGUGGACAACCGCUUAGUGGGUAAGGGCAAGAAGGGCUCAGCGAAUGGUGUAGGAAACGGCGUUGGUGGCGAAGCCCAACAUGAACGAUCGGGCGAAGCGGAGGAGGAGGAGGAUGACGUUUUAGUGGAAGACAUCACGGCAGGCGACCAAGGAACCUCCGGGACAACAGCAACUACAGGGGAAAGCAAUACAUCACCACCACCACCAGGAACAGAUAAAAAAGACGAAAACAAGAAAGCCACACAGUCUGCUACUUCUAGUGCCAAGAAUUAUCUCACUCUCGCUUCCGGACACAUCGUGGAGCGACUGGAGGACAAGGAGAAAGCGCAUUUCUCGAUCGAGUGCCCUGAGCCGAAGUGUGUUCGAGUCCAGAAAUGCGAAAACAGUACACUUCGCUUCACAACGAAGACAAUCAAAUUUUUAGCAGAGAACUGUUCCAACUGCAGAUUCGAAAUUGACGCGGAUGUGAUGUCCAGUAGUUGCGAAAUCUGGAAUUGCACGGAUUGUUACGGCUUUUGAGAUUGAUUCGUCGUCUACUCCUCCUAGUUUUCCGUAGGUUCGCUGGUUGAAUGCUCUCAGUCUCAUCUAUCAACAAUCAUAAAGAGGACCUUGUUAGGUAUUUUCAAUGACUGACUAGCUCUAGCAUACCUACACAACGACAAACACAACUCCAACUAGUUCUAAUCUCACACUUUCGUCUUCCGUGUGCCCGUCCAGAGUGUGCAGGCUGACAAGUGUACCCAGGUUACACUGGAUUGGGAGCAGCAGGCGCUAAUGCAGUUCGUGGUAUUCCAUAACUGUCCGGCACUAGCCUAUGCAUUUGAUGGAAAGACGCAAGUGCCAGUCAUUCUUCCAGGAACUACAGGAGAUAAUGCUGCCCAAGACGGAGACUCGAAGGAAACCAAGACUGAACAAUCGCUAGACCCUGAAUUGCAGUAUGUGACGAUGCUGGAACCAAAGACGAAGCACUUAAUUACUUUAAGGCUGAUGAGUCGGAGUAAUAUACAAGGACAAAGAUUAAGAUCAUUCUAAGCGUCUGAGGCACAUCAUGCAUUCUGAAGUAGACUUAUUCGGAAAAGCUUUCAGUACUACGGAUGAUAGUUUGGCCUCCUCUUCUAAUAACCACACCCGUAGAGCGACACAGCGACAAGCAGUAUCCAACGUUUAUGAAUGCGGAUAAGCGAACAUCCUCUAGUGGUGCAAACGGUAGUUCUAAGGAUGAGAUCAUUGGUGGUGCCAACGGCUCUUCGAAGGACCAGGAAGCCCAAAACUUCAAGGAACAGGGAAAUCAGGCUUUCAAGACCAGUGAUUUCAUGUUAUGAGGAAGAAGUUGUGAAGCUUUUGAUUUGGACGAUAGAAGUUCUUCUUUGUUUCACAGGAGCUUGGGUAGAGAGAACAGAGUGCUGAGUAGUUAGAGAGUGGACAUGUGGUCUUUGCACAAGAAAUUGAAAAGAGACUGGUAAACUUUCGAACACCUCCUCUAAUUUACCAGGCCGCCGCAUUCUACACUCUUUCCUUGAAAGCGAAGCCAGACACUGUUGUCUAUGCAAAUCGAGCGCAAUGUUGGUUGAAAACUGGUGAAUUCCAAAAGGCAGUAGACGAUGCUGAGGAGGCGAUUGCACUUUCAAAUGGGGAGAAUGCGAAAGCCUAUUUCCGUCUGGGCAUGGCAAAGCACGGGCUCGCGACAUCGGACGACAUUGUCAAAGCAAAAAAUGCGAAAGAACAUUAUGGCAUGACGUUGAAAGGAAUAAUUAGUAUUGUGUCGUUUUGAUGUUCUCGCAGAAAUUGGGAUAAUGCCGUGUGUCCUGCUUGGUUCUUGUAAAUUGGUUUUUCUGAAGACAGAAAUUGAGAGCAUUAGUACUUACAGUGAUUUUCUAUAUGGAACCACCUCUAACCCACAUGCGGCGGACUAUUUCAAGCGGCUUUAGCUGCCCUUGGCAAGGCAGAGAAGUUGGACCCCAAGAACAAGCAAAUCACGGACGCUAUCGGCAUGGUCUCCAUCAAGAUGCGGCGACAAAUGGGUUUGUGAGAACGGACGCUAUCGGCAUGGUCUCCAUCAAGAUGCGGCGACAAAUGGGUUUGUGAGAGUCCUCUCGCUGCACUCGUCUCAGUCCUGUAUUCGUUGCAGGCGAUACUUAUUGCUUCGACAGCAGACAAGAACUGUGGUUGUCAAAAACAAACAGCGAUAUACCCGGUAAAUUAGCGCUCCUCUAGGAGAUACUCUUUUGCUGGCUGACCUCAUCGGUAGUCCCGUGCAACUACAAACGAGGUUCCAUGACAUGACAUGACUUAUUGCUUGAUGAAGGUGCUUCUGGUCUCGUGCUAGGACAGUUGUUGUAAGGUGCAAGUUCAUCUUCUAGCAUCGCUGCUUUACAAAGCCAAUUUUCUGCUCUGCCGCUUGCUGUCCAUUUUGUAAAGUAAGAAUAACUAAAUGGUUCUCUUCUCGCUCUGGAAAUAUCGCCCGAUAGUCCCAGUUUUCCUUUGUCCCAACCAUCGACCGUGACUUAUGCUGUUGCCAAUGUAGCCCAGAUACGACCGUGACUUAUGCUGUUGCGAAUGUAGCCCAGAUAUCAACGGAUCAUCCUCCAUAAGCAACGACCAAGAACAUGAAAGCUUGUUCGCUUCAUCCCCAUGAUAACCAUAUCUUUUUUCACUCCCAAGCAUGUUUGCUUCAGGAAAGACCUACUCAAAUCUAUCAUCACAAAAGUUUGAUGUUGCUCUGGGUUUCCAAGGUUGCUGGUGAAUCGAAG
Messenger RNA from Amoebophrya sp. A25, 3172 nucleotides. Lineage: Eukaryota; Dinophyceae; Syndiniales; Amoebophryaceae. The record is from the annotation of a GenBank genome assembly.